Salmo salar (Atlantic salmon) is the source of this 2063-nucleotide messenger RNA. RefSeq lists its product as uncharacterized. Gene Ontology annotation, cellular component: membrane. Gene Ontology annotation, molecular function: alpha-(1->3)-fucosyltransferase activity. NCBI's taxonomy places the organism in Eukaryota, Metazoa, Chordata, Actinopteri, Salmoniformes, Salmonidae. The record is from RefSeq and is a predicted model, not a curated record.
UUGUUCUCAUCUUUGGCACAGCAAGAUAUCGACACAUGGAGGAGGUACCUCAAGGCCACGCCCCACCUCCUGACAAUCUAGGAAGAGAUACUUGAUGCUUCGGCAAGGUCAGAGAGGAGUAGAAGACGCUCAGCCAACCACCUUGACGAGGUGCAACUGACCACCUUGGAUUAAGCUUACUAUCGUUUUUGCAUUUGUUUAAUCAUUUGCAGUUAUAUUAUGUUUGCCUUGUAUUUUUCGUUUUAUUAUCUUUACUCUGUAUUUGCCUCCAGGUGGCGCCAAUGACCACAGUGCGCCUCAUUGCGGGAAAAGAUUAAACAUUUUUCUCCCAGGUUCUGACGUCACUGUUUAUUAUCUGUGGCUGAAAAGUAACAUUUACCAAGCCCGGGCUCCCCACGACCCACCCAUUUUCCCUUGACGAGAAUGGGCGAGUUCAUUUUCCAUGGCCAGUGUUUGUACAUUUUAGACCAUUCCAUUGAAACCUCCACCCACGGAAAUGCAAAACAAAACCGCCCAAUGCUUUCUGUUCUUGCUGUUAGGGUGGCCAGAAGGGUUAUAUUUCUUCCCCUUUGAUAUAUUUUGAGAAUAAUUUAAAACAAACGAUCACUGUUUCCUAUAACUGUAUUGAACUAAUGAUGAUGAAUAGAGAAGAUGGACAACACAGGUGCACAGUUCUCAUGGAGAGUGUGUAGGAAUGACGUCAGCAGCAGCUCUGAAUACAGCACGAGUACAAACCUCUUGAACGGAGACAAAAUGCUGUCUAGCAUUUACCUAACUGGAGUUUUACGUGUCAUUCUGCUAUCGAUUAUUAGUUUAGGAGGAUUUGUGGCGCUGUUAUUAAUGCAUUACAGCUCAGCACCAUCUCUGUUCUGCCCUCCCCUGCCUGCUUUCCCACCUCAGUACUCAGAGAGACCCCAAGGCCAGCACAACAGCUCCUUGGCUAAGACCCUACCAGACAAGCCCAUUAUGCUGUUGUGGUUCUGGCCUGAACACUACAGGUUUGACUUAAGCGAUUGCGCCACUCUCUUCAACAUUGAUAGCUGUCUCCUGACUGAUGACAGGUCAAUGUACAACAAGGCAGACGGGGUGCUUAUCUUUCACAAAUCCAUUAAGCGAGAUUUAUCCAACUUGCCUCGAUCACCCAGGCCACCAUUCCAGAAGUGGAUCUGGUUCCAUGUUGAAUCCCCUACAAACACAAACAGGCUAUCUGGUCUAGAGAACCUUUUCAAUUUGACCUUGAGUUACAGGCAGGACGCAGACAUCCCUAUUCGUUGGCGCUUGACUGCAAGGAAAGGCCAGGGGGAGGAUUUUGUGCUGCCCAAAAAAGAUAAAUUAGUUUGCUGGAUUGUGAGUAACAAUAACCCUGCCACUGGAGCAGGCCAAAGGUAUAACUAUUACAGAGAACUUGUCAAACACGUUAAGGUGGAAGUCUUUGGCAAGGCCUUUGGCCGUUUCUUGAACUAUGAGGACUUCUACAAUACCAUCUCCAGCUGUAAGUUUUACCUUUCCUUUGAGAACUCAGUCCACAGAGACUACAUCACUGAGAAGCUAAACGGACCACUUGCAGCAGGAACUGUACCAGUAGUAUUGGGCCCACCCAGACAAAACUAUGAGGACUUUGUCCCAGGAGAUUCCUUCAUCCAUGUUAACGACUUUCCAGAUGCGAAAGCCUUGGCAGAAUUCCUCCUGAAGUUGAACAAGGAAGAUGAGGCAUAUCUGCACUACUUUCAGUGGCGUGAACACUUUUCUGCUCAGCGCCAUCUAAUUCAACAAUAUCAAGAGUUCACCCAUGCUAUUUGUUAUGCCUGUAACCAUGUGGGAACACAUAAGGAGUACAGAGUUGUUCACAAUCUUUACAAAUGGUAUUUUGGUUAAUAAGGCACUUACAGUGAUCUCCAGAAAUAUUGGGACAUUUACAAAUAUUUGGUGUUUUGAGCCCCACAUUUUCAGCACCUCCAAAAAAUAUGGGCUUGCCUUUUUUUUGGCCAUUAAUGUGUCACUUAUCCGUUUGCAAACAAUGUAAAAAAUAUAAAUCAUUGAGUUAAUAAAGCUGCAUAAAAACA